CGUUCGAAGCACCAUAUAAAUCGCAUUUACUGCUACAACGUUUUUUUGUGCUCUUCCUGAGAGCGAUUCCGAGAGGACUUCCCCGCCGAAGUUACCGCAGCCGCGACUCUUUCUAAGCCGGCGCCUGAAAUGGAGAAUUCGAGAGCCACCAAGACGCAGGAAGAGCAGUGGAUGACACAGAGUCAAGUUUUCCGAAUUUACGAACUCGUCUUCCAGCUUCCUCCCCAUGCUCAGUCCGUCAACUUUGAAAUUCGACGCGAAAACCACAUUGGGUAUCUCAUGAAAAGUCUCCUUUACCUCGGCCCUAAUUUCUCGGCUUUGGAUGCUAAUCGACCUUGGCUCUGCUACUGGAUCAUACACUCAAUUGCUUUGUUGGGGGAUUGCCUUGAUGACAAGCUGGAGAGUAACGUAAUAGAUUUUCUUCAGAGCUGCCAGGUUGGGCAUACUCCUAUUCAUUUGUAAUACUGAAGCCUUCAUUUUUCAGAUUGUGAUUUGUUGCUCUACCAAAAUUUAGUUGUUUUUGAAGUAGAAUAAUACAGUAAUAUAUGUAUUAUACUUUUAGAACAUAUGGUUGUGAACUUGUGAUGUUCUUAGAGUUUGUUCUUUUUUUGAGUUCA
This is a messenger RNA of Andrographis paniculata, 617 nucleotides long. RefSeq names its product protein farnesyltransferase subunit beta-like. The transcript has 3 exons. The coding region runs from base 130 to 462 and encodes 110 amino acids. NCBI's taxonomy places the organism in Eukaryota, Viridiplantae, Streptophyta, Magnoliopsida, Lamiales, Acanthaceae. The record is from RefSeq and is a predicted model, not a curated record.